CUGAAAGCGCUCAGCAGCUCACACCAGACACACACACACACACACACACACACACACACACACACACACACACACACACCAGUGCAGCCCGCCGAAGGAUUUGCGUGUUUCUCCACUCACUGUCUGCCUUCACAAUAAACCCUGGAUAUUGUUGAUCGCCGCUAAAGACUUAAGGACUGAGGCCCAGAGCAGAUAUCCAGCAGUUACUGCUCAGCAUCUGCCGUACAGCUUCAUCCAUCCACCUCUUCUCCACUCUCUGUAUCGCCUCCUUUUUGGCUCCGACAGACUUCCUCUCACUACCCCCCCCCGUCCCCCUCCCGACCCUCGGCCUCCCCGAUGCCUAAGAACAGCAAGGUGACGCAGCGCGAGCAGAGCCAGGAGCACGUCACAGAGUCUGUGGCCGAUCUGCUCGCACAUGAGGAGACGCUCGACUACAAGAACAGCUCCCUGAACGUCGGAGGGGUCGCCGGGAAAAAGGUCCCACAGAUAGAGGUGCCAGAAGACGAUGGACGCCCCGCUUGGAACAGCAAGCUGCAGUACAUCCUGGCUCAGGUGGGCUUCUCCGUGGGCCUGGGGAAUGUAUGGCGCUUCCCUUACCUGUGCCAGAAGAACGGAGGAGGUGCCUACCUCGUUCCCUAUUCCAUCCUCCUCCUCCUCAUCGGCAUCCCGCUCUUCUUCCUGGAGCUGGCUGUGGGUCAGAAGAUCCGGCGUGGGAGCAUCGGCGUCUGGAACUACGUCUGUCCCAGUCUUGGCGGUAUCGGGGUGUCCAGUCUGAUGGUGUGUGGCUUUGUGGGCCUCUACUAUAACGUCAUCAUCGGAUGGAGCAUCUUCUAUUUCUUCCAGUCCUUCCAGUAUCCUCUUCCCUGGAGCGAAUGUCCAAUCCGGAGGAACGGGACACUUGCCAUCGUGGAGCCGGAGUGUGACAAAAGCUCGGCCACCACCUACUUCUGGUACCGUCAGACUCUGAACAUCACCAGCACCAUCGCAGAGAGCGGCGGUCUCAACGUGAAAAUGACCAUGUCUCUGCUGGUGGCCUGGAUCAUUGUCUGCCUCGCUGUCAUCAGAGGGAUCGCCUCCUCUGGCAAGGUGAUGUACUUUAGCUCGCUUUUCCCCUACGUGGUGCUCUUCUGCUUCCUGGUGCGAGGUUUGAUGCUGAAGGGCUCAGUGGACGGUAUCGCCCACAUGUUCACUCCCAAGUUGGAGAAGAUGCUGGAGCCUCAGGUGUGGAGGGAAGCGGCCACCCAGGUCUUCUUCGCCCUUGGUCUGGGGUUCGGAGGAGUCAUAGCCUUCUCCAGCUACAAUAAGAUCGAUAACAACUGUCAUUUUGAUGCAGUGCUCGUCUCUUUCAUCAACUUCCUCACUUCCAUUCUGGCCACGCUGGUGGUGUUUGCCGUGCUGGGCUUCAAGGCCAACAUCAUGAAUGAAAAGUGUGUCGUGGAGAAUGCAGAGAAGAUCCUGGGAUACCUCAACUCUAACGUCCUGAGCCACGAUCUCAUCCCCCCACACGUAAACUUCUCCCACCUCUCCACAUCAGACUACGCCGAGAUGUACGGCGUCAUCAAGACGGUGAAGGAGGGCGGCUUCGCCCAGCUCGGUCUGGAGCCUUGUCUCCUGGAGGAUGAGCUCAACAAGUCUGUUCAGGGCACCGGCCUGGCCUUCAUCGCCUUCACAGAGGCCAUGACCCAUUUCCCGGCGUCUCCGUUCUGGUCGGUAAUGUUCUUCUUCAUGCUCAUCAACCUCGGUCUGGGCAGCAUGAUCGGCACCAUGACCGGCAUCACCACACCCGUCCUCGACGCCUAUAAGGUCCAGAAAGAGCUUUUCACAGUGUGUUGCUGCAUAGUGGCUUUCUUCCUCGGCCUGUUGUUUGUUCAACGCUCAGGGAAUUACUUUGUCACAAUGUUUGAUGAUUACUCCGCCGGACUGCCUCUGACAGUGGUGGUCAUCCUGGAGAAUGUGUCUGUGGCUUGGAUUUAUGGCACGAAAAGAUUCAUGCAGGAUCUGGAGGACAUGUUGGGUUUUCGACCAUGUAUAAUUUAUUUCUACCUGUGGAAGUACGUCUCCCCUCUGUGUCUCAUUGUGCUCAUCUCAGCCACUGUCAUAGAGAUGGCCAUCAGUCCCCCGGGAUACAAUGCCUGGGUCCAAGAGCUGGCCCAGGAACGCUUUGAGAGCUACCCCCCCUGGGCACUGGCCAUGUGCUUCGCUCUCGUCAUCGUGGCCAUGCUUCCUCUUCCUGUCGUCUACAUCGCCCGCCACUUCAACCUGAUGUCCGACGGCUCCAACAAGCUGUCUGUCUCUUACCGUAAGACCAUGAUGAAGGACAUAUCCAACCUGGAGGAGCAGGACGAGUCCAGAUUCAUCCUCGGUGCCAAGCCAGGCGAGGCACCAUCAUCGGCUGCAGCCCGCGGGGGCUUCCUGACUCCAGGAAGCACCAAAACGCUGGACACCAACUCGCUGUCUCCAAACAUCUGCUACGGUACGAGCUACCAGAACGCUGCCAUCAGCCCCACCACACCGACCACCCCGGCCACCCCGAUCACCCCGAUCACCCCGAUCACCCCCGCCACACCGGAGUCUGACUCUUGACUGCUUUCUAAACAACCCUCUGACAUCACAGUUCCCCAUCCAGCCACAAAGUCCCCACCGCGAGUCACUGCAGAGCCCAGAAUCCCCACCACUGGCCUCCUGACGCCACAUAGCUGUAGGUAGCCGCCCAGUUUAUCGGAACACACGCUUCCCAAAAUAACACCCGCAAACGCACUGCAGCAGGAGGUAAAAAUAUCUAUUCUAUACAUAACAUGAAAGAGUUUAGGAAGAUGAAGUUAUGGGGUCUGCUUUUCUUUGCCUUCGUAUAAGGAUCCUCAGCAGACAGAGCCCUCCGCCCCCCCUCCUCACACACACACACACACACACACACACACACUUACACAGUUUAAAGCACAUCCCCGUCGGCACGUCGGAUUCAGGGGAUCUAAAAGAAUGAAUGUAGUGGAGCCGGUGUGAAACGGUUUCUUCUCUGCACACUGGGCAACGAGAGCCGAGAUGAAUGUCGUGAGUUUAAUUAUUUUAUGGAUUAAAGUCCUCUGUAGUGGUACGGUGUGUCAAAGCGACACAGUUAUUUUCUAUGGAGUUUUAUGCAGUGGUUUCAGUCGGUACGUACAUUGCGUCUACACAAGCAUCUUUGUUCUGAUGUUUAAGCUAGAAAACACUUUUCUCAGCGUGGAUCUGUUUUCAGGGCUCUGUGUAUUGUAAACUAUUAAGGCUGCGCUAGAGAUCCAUUUAUGUCCCGUUCCCUCUGUGAUUUGUGUGUAGACAGUAAACAGUGGUAUGCGGUAGAGUAGUGUGAUAGAGGAUAAAAGUAUUUAAUUAUCCACCACACACACAUUAUAACAUGUGAAAACAUGCAUUCCAGUCUCUCCACCAAAGGUACGUAGUAGACAACAGCAUCUCCAAAUUUAUUACCCAAAACAGAGAGGAUUUGCUGAAUUUGUUUGAAAGCAAACCACUUUCAACCGUUGUUUUAAGCACAAAAGACUGAAAAACAAGGCACUUAUUACCGUUCAGUGACAGAAAGCACAACUUUUUCAUGAGAAUUUGAAACAAAUGUUGAUUCCUAAAUAAACAAGAAAAUUUGAAAUUGUAAUAUUAAACUCCUUAAAUAACAUAGGAGGUACUUCUGUAAGCAUUGGACAAACAAAAUGUACAUACAUGCACAAACAACACAACAAUACGCACAACAAAUGCACACAGUUUCUGUGUAUGUGUGUAGUGAUAGACGUCAUUAAGUGUUAUUGAAAGAGAGUCUCCAUUGUGAUGAGGAUCGUUCACUCCUGGUUGAACUGACUCAUUAUUGGACACACUGGUAGCAAAUAGUUGUGCAACACGUUCAACAUGUUCACACUGAGCACACUCAAGUUACGUGGAAGAGGAGACCUUUAUUUAUUUUUUUAUCACAAUAUUUAAAGCCAUGGCGUUAAGGAUUAAAUGGACUAUAUUUAUAUUCCUGUAUAUUUGCAUUGUAGAUGUGAUGAACAACAAAGAUUUAUCUUUUAAAAGUGACCAGUAUAUAUUUUCAUCUUCUGUGACGGUUAUUAUUAAAUUGUAUAUCUAAAGUCCAUUUUCUAGUUUGUGUAGCUUCUUCUUUUUGUGCGAUGUAAAAAUGCUGGGAGGUGAUGUGCAACGUUUAUGGACACGGGUUGUCUGUUGUCUUCAUGAGAGCUGUUUGGUGACCUCCACUCUCACUUGGUCCCAUCACUUGUUUGUAGCCACACUAACCUCUACUCCACCUCCGGUGACCACGACUCCACCCAGCAGGUCACACCAUCCUCUUGUGCAACACUUUAGUUCAUAACAGGAUAUCUCUCAAAAUGUUUGCUGUCUGCCUCAGUCGUUUUGAGAGGAAGGCUAAAGUAGCUUGAUACUAAAUGUCAGCAGGUUGCUCCGCUGAUUGUAUGAAAACAGGGAAAGAUACAGUAGCUUUACGUGGACAAUAUUAUUAGCAUUCUGUUCAGCGUUUUAUUAAAUAGCCCCAUGUUAACAAAUUAGUUACUGGCACACAUUAAAAUGCGAACAAGUUUUUUACUCCAAUUUUACUUUCACGCAAUUUCAGCAGAAAAUAAAAAAAUAAAAACUGUUUGCCUUUCAUUCAUUUCAAAAGCUGAAGCUGUGUCAGUUUUGCUUAUUUGGAUGGUUCUUUAACAGGCGCCAUCAGCCACAUAACAGUGUAGCUUUUGAAUUAGCUGAAUUUAAUUAAUAAUGUGUUCAUUUGAUUUAGAUGCCAAUUGUUUUGUUAUUUUUUGUCACUAUUCCCAAUAUCCCGGACAUUGAAUACCUUACUUGAAGAAUAACAUACAUGUUCAUUUCAAGCCCACUUGCUUGUUAUUAUGGUCUUAAUGAUAUGACAGCUGAGUGUAACUUCAGCUGAAGCUGAUGAAUCAGCGCUUUCAGACUGAAAGAUCAGAUGGAGCACAUUCGGGAAAGUUUAUUUGGACGGAACAACAAUUGUGUUACGCGUCAGCUUGUUUGUUCUUAUUCCUUUUGCGACUGGAGAUGGAGUGAUACAUUCAGGCCCACAUGAUCACCCACCACGCUCAUGUUUUAACUCGAUUGUGUGUAAUCACACGGCAUCCAAAAUUCAAAACUCUCCAAUCUUUUUCCCCUCCAGAGAUGGAUUUAUUCCUUCAUUUUUUUUAAUCCAAUCAAAAGUUUUGUGUUACUUGUAUAAAGAACAUCACCGUCUAGUGUGGCUCCAAACGUUAUGUGUUGUUUUAUCUUGUCUUGUUUAAGUCAUUGUGAGCAGGCGCUUCCUGUUGGGAGUGUGUCAUGUAGAAAUCUCCCUGUUGUUCACGUAUGUAAAUAAUAUUGUGUAAUCAAGACAGAUUAGGUAUACCACUGUCUUAAAAAGGUAACUGUUUUAGCAGUGAAUGCAAUAUAAAGUAAAAAUGAAUGUGAUUAAUGCACUUUUUUUCACUCGGACUGCAAAAUAAGUUUGGGUUUGUUUUGAUGUCCUCGUUGUGUAAAAGCAAUAUCAAGUUAUUAAACAAUUUAAGAUUGACACACUAGUGUCAGAUUAUAGCAAUGAUUAGGAGCUGCCCCCUACAGCCAAAGGGAUGCCACAACUUUUCCUUAAAAGUGCUGCAGUGUGCGUGUGCGUGUGUGUAUAAAUAUAAUAAAUGUGUGCGCAUGUAUGUGUGAGUGUGAACUAUAUAUAUGUGUAGAUUCCUUUUUCUUUCCUAUGGGUGCAGAGCCUUACUGAGCACAUGCUUCAAGCACCGUCUGUACAGGAGACACGUUUAUAAAUGUCUCCAUUCUCUCUUUCAUCAGUCAUAUUAUGAUUGUAUCAUACUGACGAUUAUUGUACAAAAAGAAAAUUGAACUAAAAAUAUUAAUAAAAAAGAGUGGACAAGC
Molecule: messenger RNA, 5904 nt
Organism: Gasterosteus aculeatus aculeatus (three-spined stickleback)
Lineage: Eukaryota; Metazoa; Chordata; Actinopteri; Perciformes; Gasterosteidae
Product: sodium-dependent neutral amino acid transporter SLC6A17
Biological process (GO): sodium ion transmembrane transport; proline transport; alanine transport
Cellular component (GO): plasma membrane; synaptic vesicle
Source: RefSeq, a predicted model, not a curated record